Messenger RNA from Cherax quadricarinatus, 11763 nucleotides. The record is from RefSeq and is a predicted model, not a curated record. NCBI's taxonomy places the organism in Eukaryota, Metazoa, Arthropoda, Malacostraca, Decapoda, Parastacidae.
UGAAGGAGUGAGGCAUUGUGGAGCUGUGGCAGCGUUUGUUGUGAUCAUGUUAUGAUGAUAACUCUCGUCUGCCUUCUCUCCCUUCAUCACUGAGGACGUUAUCUCUGAUAACUAGGCAUGAGUCACCUGGAGAAUGGCUCUGUGGUGUGGGUGCGGCUGGGGCAAGCAUGGUGGCAGGAACCAUCACCACCGUGCCAAAUGCCCACCCGAGUAUAUCCAGGGACUCCGCAAGAUGCUCUAGCCAUUGUUAAAUUUUUCCAUGAAAAUGAAUUUCAAGAUGUUCACAAAUCAGAGCACAUAUUCCCAUAUAACUGUGAGCGCAAAGAAGAAUUCAUCAGGAGAGGACAAUGUAUCAACAGAAACCAGAGUCAUGGAGAAGUGGAUCUGUUAACCAAAUUUGAAGCAGACGUAGUGACUGCUGAGAAGCUAACAGGAGGGGACAUGAACAUCCUACAGACCUUGGGCGAGGUUGCGGGUAAGCGCAGAAUAGACUAUAGUGACCUGGGUUUUGGAUCGCCGAAACUUAAGAAGAAAAAAGAGGAGGGUGUCAAGAGGGGAUCAGAUAUUGGGCAAGCUGUUGUGUACAAGAUGGUUGGCAGCAGAAGUGUGGGUAAUAAGCUGCAGAGGGUUGUGAUUGAACAUAAGGUGCGUAUUCUUGAGCAGCCUAGGAGAGAGAAUGCUGAAGAAGAUAUGCGUACUGCAUCAAAAUGGUUCAAGUGUUCUAGGUGUGGUUUUACAUGUACCAGAUUGAAUGUAAUUAUUUGGCACAAUAAAGCACACAUAAACAAGGUUUUUAAUUAUGAUACAGGUAUCAAGAUACCUGGGAGAAGGAAAAGAAAACAAGGUACCCCAAAAUCAAACAAAGAUUCGAAAAAGAAGGCCAAAACUGCAAAAGGUAAAGAGAAUUUGGACCAUGCACACACCAAUGGGGAAAUAUCAGGUUCUAAGAAGGACAUUCAAGAUACACAGCAACUAUUGAUGGAUUGGGAUGAUGAUGAUGAUGAUGGAAUGGAUGGUGAAAGAUCUAAAACCCUUCCUGGAGGCUUAGAUAAAGAGGAAACAAAUAAUAAUUCAGAUGAUGGCUACAGUGACAUUGAGGAUUAUCCUCCUCCACAGCCAAAGUAUGAAAGAAGACCCAUGCCAAAGGCUUCUGAUGUCAAUUCUGCAUUUGAUGCUCUGCUUGCAGCCACACCUGCAAAUCCAGUUACUCCCUCCUCCAGUCAGACUUCAAAUUACAUAAAUAAUGAUUCGGAUAGUGAUUACAGUGACUGGGAAAAAUAUUAUGCAAGGGAUUCUGGGUCAGGGUCUGAAGACGAAGAAGUGGAGCAAGAGAGUGACAUUAAGUCUCUCUGUGAAGGGAAGGAAGGAAAGGCAGAGGGAGGUGAGGAUGCAAAUUCUCAGGCAAAACAGGAAGAAAAGGAUAAUGUUGCAGUGUGUGUAAGAGCAGAACCCGUAGGUGAAACAGACCAUGAGGAGCAUAUGGAAAAUACUCCAUCACCUAAAAUUGAUAAUGUAGAAGAUGGCAAAUCUCGAUUCCAUAGUUACAAUUAUCAACAAGAGGAGCUGACCCCAGAGCCUGAGGAAGAUGAAAUAAAACAAAGCACUUUAAACACACAUUAUGAACCAACAGAGAAUAUAGGUGAACCAACAGAGAAUAUAGGUGAACCAACAGAGAAUACAGGUGAACCAACAGAGAAUAUAGGUGAACCAACAGAGAAUAUAGGUGAACCAACAGAGAAUACAGGUGAAUCAACAAACUAUACCAGUGAAGCUGUGGAAGAGAAUGGUGAACCAUCAGAAAUUACAAACGAAUCUACUGACGUGAAUGAACUGUCUCAUUAUACUGAUAGAUCACCUGAAGAUGUUGAUAAAUCAUACGAUGAGGUUGAGAAACCUCCUGAAGUUAGUCAUGAAUCGACUGAGGUUAGUCAAGAACCCAGUGAAGGUAUUUUUGAAUCCAGUGAAAGUAUUUUUGAACCAAGCAAAGAUAUUUUUGAAUCAACACAAAACACUGAUAAAUUAGUGGAAGACACUGAUAAACCAGCAGAAGACACAGAUAAAACAGAAGAUGCUGAUGAAACAGCAAAAGGUACUGAUAAACCAGCAAAAGACAUUUAUGAGCCAGCAGAAGACAUUUAUGAGCCAGCAGAUGAAAUUUAUGAACCAGCAGAAGACAGCUAUGAGCCAGCAGAUGAGACUGAUAAAUCAGAAGACACUUAUGAACCAGCAGAAGUCACAUACGAACCAGCAGAAGCUGAUAAGCCACCGGAAGAGGUUUACAAACCAGUUGAAUGCCUUGAACCAAUUGAAGACUCUUCAGAUGAUAAAGAAGAUGCCUUUAGUGGUACUGCAGCUGAAGACAGUGUUGCACCACAUGAUCACUCUAAUCCUUUAGAUGAAUAUUCAGAAGAACCAGAUGAUCGUACUUGUGAAUUGUCCAUUUGCCAGCCUGUUGAGGAGACCAAUGAGUCAAGCAAUGACAUUGAACAACUAACUCAAAAUAUUGACAAAUUAAAUAAAAAUAUAGAGGAAUUUACACAAAAUCUUAAUGUCACUCUGGCUGAGAGUGCAGCAGUUGUUGAUAAUGCUCAUGAAAUGAGAGUGAAAGAGAGUAGGUAUGAAUCUGUGGAGAGUAUUUCUGAUUCAGUUUCUUAUGCCCCAGAGCCCCCACACUCAAAGACAGACACUGAACUUGAAGAUGCGGUCGAUCCAGGGAAGACAAGUGAUGUUCCAACACCCUCAAGUUCAGGUACAACUUAUAUGUUGGUAGCAGUAGAUGCUCAUGGUAACACUGUGCCUACUGUUCCUACACCAGCUCUUAGUGAGGGCGGUAAUGACCUUGUAGCUGUGGAAGCUACCAUGGAGGAUGGUACUACGCGCACACUAUACAUAGAUCCUUCACAGUUGGGCCCAAAUGUAGACUUAAAUAAUUUAAUGCUUCAUAUUGAUUCAAGUGGUCAGGAGCAUGUUAUCAUCCCAUCAUCAUCGUCGUCCGAUUCAGAAACUCCAAGUCAAGAAUUACCCUCGACAAAUACCCACGACCUUCAAAGUAUUUCAGAGACCUCAAAUACAGAAGUACCAUAUCCAGCCGAAACACAUGGCUAUGAUCAGAUGAAUUAUGUAGAACCCACAAGGGCUGAUCAUUACAGCCCUGCUCGGCCAGAAGAGGACGCAUGUAGAUCACCCCACAACACACAGAGUAACCCCACGAAUCCCCGUCUAGAAUUGGAUUAUACGUUAAUAACUCACAAGCUGAUGACUUCCUCUGACUCCUUGUGUUCACCGUGUGUUGCCAAUGAUGAUUAUAUACAAAGACCCCAGGGGAGUUUGUGGCCAGAGCUAGGAGAGGGAGUCACUGAGGGACAUAAAGCUCGUUCUGAGGUUGACUCUAACUCUUGUAAGGUGAGAAACCCCCACAGUAAUGACCAAAAGCAGAGGAAUUAUUCUCAAACCAAUGAUGAUCAAAUUCCUCAAGAGCUAAAUGAACCAAACAGGCCCUUAAUCAAUUACCAUAAAUUGACAAGUCAUAGCUCAAAUGAGAAUGAAUUGAAAGCUGUAUGUGAACACACCGAUUCUAGCUCACACCUACCUGUAAAGGAGUAUCCCAGCAGUGUUGUAGCAGAUCUAGAAGACAGUAACAGUGCUAAUGUUAGUAAGAAGGUUAAGUGUCUCCAAGAACCUGUGAAGGAAUCCAACACUGGUAAAGAGGAUUUGGGUAAGGAAGCUAAAAAGCAUGAAGAUUUUCCUGGUAGUAAUAUGCAGACCUGCAGAUAUAGUCCUAAAAAAGCUGUUGUUCAAAGUAGUACACUGAAGCAGAAGCAUGGUGACACCAUCAGUCUUACUUGUCAGGAACUUCAAGAGAAAAAGCAUUAUGGUGAAGCACAAGAUAAAAAGAUAACUAAUACUGCUACAGUAGCAGGUCAGAUACAUUACUGGAAAGAAGAAACUAGUGCUACUGAAGCCAGUGAAAGUGAGAUGAAUUAUGUAGAGGAUAGUGAUAGUGAGGACAGUGACCUAGCUCAAAUCGGCCCUAUUGAAGCGGAUGAAGAUAGUGAAAGUGAGGACAGUGACUUGGAACAAAUCAGUACCAGUGAAGUAGAUGAAGGUCAGAUUCAGUACGAGGAGAUCAGUGAAAGUGAAGAAAGUGACAUAGAACAAAUCAGUACCAGUGAAGUAGAAGAAGGUCUGAAAUAUUAUGAAAUAAGUGAAAGUGAGGAGGGAGACUUUGAAGAAAUAACUACUAGUGAAGCAGACGACAGUCAGACACACUACGAAGAAAUGCGCUUGAGCAAAGACUGUGUCCUAGAGCAAAUUAAUACCCGUGAAGCAGAUGAAGGUAAGAUGAAUAAUUUGGAAAACAUUGAUAGUAGUAGUAUACAAUCUGAGGAAGACAGUACAAGUGAGGACAGCCUAGAGCAAAUGUUUACCACUGAUGAAGAUGACAGAGAUUUUCAUAGUAAUGCAAAGCAUCAUGAAAAAAAAAUUCUCAUGGAAAUAAAGAAGAGUAAAGUUCGAUAUGAAAAAAGUAUUAGAGAAGACAAGGAACUCAUUCAUACUACUGAACCAAGUUGGCUCUGUAAUGAGGAAGACAUUAGAUGUGUGCAGAAAGAUCAGAAUCUCCUGCUUACUACUGAAGAUGAAAUUGGUGUGAUACAUCAUGAAGAAAACAGUGGAAGAGGGAAGAUGGAUAAGCAAAUUCUUAUUCCUGAAGCAAGUGACACACCUGGUGGGAAAAGCAGUGGAGAGGAAAAUAAUCAAAAGCAAAUUCUUGCAGUUGUAGCAGGACCGACACCUAAACAGGGAGAAAAUGAAAGAGAUAACAAACAAGAGCCAGGUCUUACCACUGAAGCUAGUGAGUUGGAAGAUGACAGUGACCAAAAGUACACUCCUAGCCCUGACAGUGACCAGAAGUGCACUCCUAGCCCUGAAGCCAAUAUGUCUCUUGCUUUGCAAAAUGAUGGAAGAAAAGACAAUAAACAAGAGAAAGAUUUUGCCAGUAAAAUUAUUCAGGAUGAUCUGGAUGACGGUGAAAUUGAUGACGGUGAUCACGCCCAAUUCCUUAACACUGAAACCAAAGUAGUUCGUGAUCUUGAAGGUAGUGGUGGGGAGGACAGUGAUCAAGAAGAAUUCCUUAAAACUGAAUCAAGCCAAAUUCUUUUAAAAGAAACUGGAAGUCAAGGCAGUGAUCAGAAACAGAUUUUUACCGCUGAUGAAAGAAAAGUUCAUAAUUGGGAAGACAGUGGAAGAGAGGACAUUGAUCAACAGCAAUUACUAAUUAGUGACUCAAGCCAGAAUCAUGAUCUGGAAGACACUAGAAUAGAGGACAAAGAACACAUUCUUAGUAUUCAUACACAGCAGGUUAGUGAUUUAGAUAUUGAAAGAAAAGACAUAGUUCAAGACCAAAUUCAUACCACUGAAGCAGAUGGUCAAGUACAUUAUAAGAAUAACAGUGGAAAAGAGGACAUUGAUCAUGGACACAUGCCAAUCACUAAAUCAAGCCAAGACCAAGAUCAGCAAGAUACUGGAAGGGAGGACAGCAGUGAAAAACAAAUUCUUGCUACUGAAACUAGAUAUGUUAGUGAUUUGGAAGACAAUGAGAGAGAGGAGGAUAAGCAAGAGCAGAUUUUUACCAUCAGAUCAAGUCUGACUUUUGGGCUGGAUGAUAGUGAUCAAGAGAAUAUUCCUAACACUGAAACAGAUGGGGGUCAAAAGUAUUACAAGGUAGACUGUGGAAGGCAAGGCAGUAAUCAAGAGCAAAUGCAGACCAUUGCUGAAACAAGUUGCAUAAAUAUUUGGAAAAAUGGUGAAGAGGCUGGUAAUGAUCAAAAGAAUUUUCUUGCCAUUAAAGAAAGUCAAGGUCAUUUUUUGGAAGAUACUGGAAGGGAGACCAUGGAUCAAGAGGAAAUAUUAACCACUGAAUCAAGCCAAGAUCAUGACCUGGAAAACAGUGAUAGUGAUAACAGUGAUCAAGAUGAAUUUCUUACUCCUAAAACAAAAGAGGAUAAUGAUCUGGAAGACAGUGAAAAUGAGAAUAAUGAUCAUCAACUUCUUAACCUUGAAGUGGAGCAGGAUGAUGAUGUGGAAGGCAGUGAAAGUGAUGACAAUGAUCAAGCCCAGCUUUUUAUCCCAGAAAUAAAACAAGUUUAUGGUUUUGAAGAUAGGGGAGGAGAGGACACUGAUCAAGAAGAACUUCUUAAAACUGCAUCAGACAUGAUUAACUUAAAAAGAACUGAAAGUCAAGACAAUGACCAGGAAGAAAGCCAAACCACCAUAGCAAGUGAGAGCCAUGCUCUGGAGGACAGUGUAAGAGAAAGUAAUGAUCAAGAGGAAAUAUUAACCACAGAAUCAAGCCAGGAUCUUGAUCAGGAAGAUACCAGAAGAGGGAACAGUGAUCAUGAACACAUUCCUAUCACUAAAGUAAGUCAGGUACAUAGUUGCAAAAGCUGUGAAAAGGAGAGCAGUGAACAAAAGAAUUUUCUUGCUGUUGAAGAGAGUGAAGUUCGUUCUCUGGAAGACACUGGAAAAGAGAACAGUGAUGAGCAAAUUCAUUUCUUGAGAGCUAGUCAGGUUCAGGAUAUAAUAAACAAUGAAAGAGAGAAUAUUGAUAAAGAUCAAAUAAUAAUUACUGGAACAAGCCAGGAUCAUGACCAGGAAGACCUUAAAAGAGAAGAAAUGGAUCAAGCACAAAUGCCAGUCACUGAAUCAAGCCAAGUUCAUGAUCUGGAAAGCAGUGGAAAUGAUGAAAGCAAUCAAUAUCAGUUGGUUAGCACUGAAGUAAAACCAAUUAAUGAGCUUGGAAAUAGUGGGGGAGAGGACAGUGAUCAAGAGGAAAUAAUUGAAAUUGAAUCAAGCAAAAUUCACUUUAAAGAACUUGAAAGUCAAGUCACAGACCAGGAGCAAAUUCUUACCACUGAAGCAAAUGAGUUUCAUGAUCUAGAAGACAGUGGAAGAGAGCACAUAGAUCAAGACCAAAUUCUACUCACUGAAUCAAGCCAAGUUCAUGAUCUGAAAGAUACUAGAGUAGAGGACAGUGAUGAGCAGAUUUUUGCUACUGAGGUAAGACAGAUUAGUGAUUUGGAAGACAGUGAGAGAGAGGAGGAUGAGCAAGAGCAGAUUUCUACCACCAGAUCAAGUCUGACUUAUGGGCUAGAUGACAGUGAUCAAGAGAAUAUUCUUAACACUGAAACAGAAAAAGAUCAAAAGUAUUACAAGGUAGUGUGUGGAAUAGGGGGCAGUAAUCAAGAACAAAUGCAGAUCCCUGAAGCAAGUCAUACUCAUGUUUGGGUAAACAGUGGAGAGGUGAGCAAUAAUUGUAAAACUUUUCUUGCCACUGAAAAAAGUAAAGAUCAUUAUCUGGAAGACACCUUAAGAGAGGAUAUAGAUCAAGAGCAAAUACUAACCACUGAAUCCAGCCAGGAUCAUGACCUGGAAGACAGUGAAAGUAGCAACAGCAAUGAAAAAGAAUUUCUUGCCCCUGAAAUAAGAGAGGAGGAUGAUCUGGAAGAAAUUGAAAAUGACUACAAUGAUCAAAAUCAACUUCUUACCCCUAAGAUACAACAUGAUCAUGACCAGGAAGCCAGUAAAAGUGAUGCCAGUGAUCAAAUUCAGUUUUUUACCUCAGAAAUAAAAGUUCAUGAUUUUGAAGAUGGGGGUGGAGAGGACAGUCAUCAAGAAGAAAUUCUUAAGACUGAACCAAACCAUACUCACCAUCUGGAAAACACUGGAAGAGAGGACAGUGAUGAAAAAAAAAUUCUAACCACUAGAGCAAGGCAGGCUAGUGAGUUGGAAGACAGUGAAAGAGAGGAAGAUCAGCAAGAACACACUAUUACAACUGAAUCAAGUUUGAUCUAUGCUCUGGACACCAGUAAUCAAGAACCUGUUUUUAACACUCAGACUGAUGAAGGUCAGAAGUAUGAGGUAGACAGUGGAAGAGAUGGGAGUGGUCAAGCGCAAGUUCUUGUCGCUGAAGCAAAUUGGUCAUCUCAUUGGAAAAACAGUGAUGAGGGCAAUAAUCAAAAAGAAAUUCUUUCCACAGAAGCAUGUCAAGCUUAUGAUCUAGGUGAUGGGAGAGAGUAUAAUGUGCCAGUAGAAAUGUGUGCCACUGAAGCUGGUCAGGUGUAUCAUAUAAGAGACCAUGGAAGAGAGGACAGUGAUCAAAUGCAAAUCUUCUCUACUGAAGUAUGUCAGACUCAUGAUCUGGAAGACAGUGGAAGAGAGGACAAUGAUCCAACACAGAUUCUUGAUACAGAAGCAAACGAGGUUCAUGAGAUCAGUAGAGAAGACAUUGAUCAAACAAAGACAGAGGCCAGUCAAGUUCAUGAUCUAAAAGAGAGUGGAAAAGAAGACAGUAAUCAUGAGCUCAUUCGUGCCACUGAUGGUCAAGUAUAUUAUGAGACUGAUAGGGAAAGUAAGGCCAGUGUUCAACAACAUAGUCCUACCAUUGAGACAAGUCAAACAUAUUCUUGGGAAAGUAGUGAUAAUGGGAAGGAUCAAGGGCAAGUUCAAAGCACUGAAUCAUCCCAUGAUCAUAAUCUGGAAGAUGGUAGGGGAAAGGAUAAUGAUCAGGAAGAAACUCUUAUCACUAAAUCAAGGCAGGGUCAUGAUCAGGAAGACAGCAAUGAGGAUUUUAUUCUUACUACUGAAUCAAAUCGGAUUCAUGAUCAGGAAGACAGCAAUGAAGAUUUUAUUCUUACUACUGAAUCAAGGCAGGUUCAUGAUCCAGAAGACAAGGAUCAAGAGUUUAUUCUUCACACUGAUGCAAGUCAGAUUCAUGAUCUGGAAGACACUGAAAAAGAAGACAGUCAUGACAACAUUCAUGUCAGUGAUGGUCAAGUAUAUUAUGUGGUCGGUGGUGAAAGUGAGGCCAGUGUUCAAAAUUAUAUUCCUACUGCUCAGGCAAGUCAGACACGUUCUUUGGAAUGUAGUGAUGAGAGUGACCAAGGGCAAGCUCAGACCAUUGAUUCAACCCAUGGUCAUGAUCUGGAAGACAGUGGGAGAGAGGCUAAUGUUCAGGAAGACACUUGUACCACUGAAUCAAGACAUGUUCAUGGUCAGGGACAUAAUGUUCAAGAGCUUAUUUUUACCACUGAAUCAAUACAGAGACAUGAACUUGACGAGAAGGAUCAAGGGCAUAUUCUUACUACUGAAUCAAGGCUGGUUCAUAAUCAGGAAGACAGCAGCCAAGAAAUUACUCUUACUAAUGAAACAAGGAAGAUUCAUGAUUUAGAAGACAAAUAUCAAGAGUUGAUUCUUGACACUAAAGCAAGUGAGGUUCAUGAUAUUGAAGGCAGCAGGAGAGAGGCCAAUAAAACACAGGUACUUAUCUUUGAGGAAGAUGAAGUAAGUAAUUUAGAAAACAGUGAAAAAGAUAACAGCUGUCGAGAGCAAAUUUGUACCACUGAAACAGAUACGGAACAAGUGCAAUAUGAGAAAAAUAGUCAGGAGGAGGACAUUGAUGAGGUGCAAAACCUUGCUUCCAACACAAGCCAAGUGAGUAAUUUUGAAGAUGGUGAGCAAGAAGAAGUCCUUAUGACAGAAGCAAAUCAGGUUCAUGAUCUGGAAAGCAAUGGAGAAGAUGACAACAAUCAUGAGUUCAUUCGCAUCACUGAUGGUCAGGUACAAUUUGAGGUUGAAAGUGAGAGCGAGGCCAGUAUUCAAAAUUGUAUUCCUACCACUGAGGCAAGCCAGUCCUGUUGUUAUGAAAUUACUGAUAAUGACAGGGAGAAUCAAACCAUUGAAUCAAACGAUGAUUAUAAUCUGGAAGACAGUGGGAGAGAGGAUAAUGAUCAGGAAGAAAAUCUUACCACUGAAUCAAACCAUGAUCAUAAUCUGGAAGACAGUGGAAGAGAGGAUAAUGAUCAGGAAGAUCUUACCACUGAAUCAAACUAUGAUCAUAAUCUGGAAGACAGUGGAAAAGAGGAUAAUGGUCAGGAAGAAAAUCUUAUCACUGAAUCAAACCAUGAUCAUAAUCUGGAAGACAGUGGAAGAGAGGAUAAUGAUCAGGAAGAAAAUCUUACUACUGACUCAAACCAUGAUCAUAAUCUGGAAGACAGUGGGGGAGAGGAUAAUGAUCAGGAAGAAGAUCUUACCACUGAAUCAAACUAUGAUCAUAAUCUGGAAGACAGUGGAAAAGAGGAUAAUGGUCAGGAAGAAAAUCUUAUCACUGAAUCAAACCAUGAUCAUAAUCUGGAAGACAGUGGAAGAGAGGAUAAUGAUCAGGAAGAAAAUCUUACUACUGACUCAAACCAUGAUCAUAAUCUGGAAGACAGUGGGGGAGAGGAUAAUGAUCAGGAAAAAAAUCUUACCACUGACUCAAACCAUGAUCAUAAUCUGGAAGACAGUGGGGGAGAGGAUAAUGAUCAGGAAGAAAAUCUUACCACUGAAUCAAGACAGAUUUGUGAAGUGGAAGAUAAUGAUCAAGAUCUUAUGCUUACCACUGACUCAAAGCAUAAUCAUGAUUUGGGAGACAAGGAUGAAUAUUUUAUUCUUACUACAGAAGCACAGAACAUUGACGAUAUCGAAAACAGUAGGGUAGAGGACAGUAAUAACGAACAAGUACUGUUAUUUGAGGAAAAUCACAUGAGUAAUUUGGAAAACAGUGAGGAAGAUACAAGUGAUCAAGGACAAGUUUGUACUACUGAAGCAGAUUUAAGGCAGUUAUGUUAUUGUGAUGAGAGAGAGAGUGAGGACAGUGGUCCAGAACUAAUGCUUAGCCCUGAAUCAGAGGAUACUGAAAGCCAAACGCAAUACGAGAAAGGUAAUGUUAGAGAGUAUAGCAAAUAUAUUCUUUCUGAUGCAAGUCAUAUUCAUGAAGAUGAUGGAGGAGAGGGCAGUAAUAAAAAUGAUAUUCUUACCACUGAAGCAGGUCAUAUUCAUUAUGAUGCUAGAGGAGGGGGGGAUAAUAAAGAUAAUUCUUUCACCACUGAAGUAAGUCAUAUUCAUAAUGAUAAUACUGGAGGAGAGGAUGAAAAUGAUUCUCUCACCACUGAAGCCAGUCAUAUUCAUGAUGAUACUGAAGGAAAUGACAAUAAUAUAGAUGAUAUUCUCACCACUGAAGUAAGUCAUAUUCAUGAUGAUGGAAGAGAGGACAUUAUUAAAGAUGAUUCUCCCACCACUGAAGUAAGUCAUAUUCAUGAUGAUCAUGAUGGAAGAAAGGACAUUAUUAAAGAUGAUUCUCCCACCACUGAUGUAAGUCAUAUUCAUGAUGAUGAUGAUGGAAGAGAGGACAUUAUUAAAGAUGAUUCUCCCACCACUGAGGUAAGUCAUAUUCAUGAUGAUGAUGGAAGAGAGGACAUUAUUAAAGAUGAUUCUCCCACCACUGAUGUAAGUCAUAUUCAUGAUGAUGAUGAUGGAAGAGAGGACAUUAUUAAAGAUGAUUCUCCCACCACUGAGGUAAGUCAUAUUCACGAUGAUGAUGAUGGAAGAGAGGACAUUAUUAAAGAUGGUUCUCCCACCACUGAAGUAAGUCAUAUUCACGAUGAUGAUGAUGGAAGAGAGGACAUUAUUAAAGAUGAUUCUCUCACCACUGAAGUAAGUCAUAUUCAUGAUGAUGAUGAUGGAAGAGAGGACAUUAUUAAAGAUGAUUCUCCCACCACUGAAGUAAGUCAUAUUCAUGAUGAUGGAAGAGAGGACAUUAUUAAAGAUGAUUCUCCCACCACUGAAGUAAGUCAUAUUCAUGAUGAUGGAAGAGAGGACAUUAUUAAAGAUGAUUCUCUCACCACUGACGUAAGUCAUAUUCAUGAUGAUGGAAGAGAGACUUAUUAA